This is a messenger RNA of Phragmites australis (common reed), 1836 nucleotides long. RefSeq lists its product as uncharacterized. NCBI's taxonomy places the organism in Eukaryota, Viridiplantae, Streptophyta, Magnoliopsida, Poales, Poaceae. The coding region runs from base 139 to 1323 and encodes 394 amino acids. The record is from RefSeq and is a predicted model, not a curated record. The transcript is spliced from 4 exons.
UCUUCCUUCCCGGGCACUUCGAAUUCUGAUUUUUCGAGAACCCAACUAGUGAAACGCGGAGAUCUUCGUCACCAAGCCGCACCAACCCGACCAGCUCGCGCUCUCGUCUCCCUUACCGAAUCCCGCCUCCGCUCCGCCAUGGCCGACAACCCCGGCGAAGCUGCCGGCCAAUGCAAGGUGCACGGGUGCAGCUCGUACCCCCUGUCAUUCCCUUCUCAGCCGCCGGACAUCAAUAACUGGUUUUCGAGCUACGAGUACGAGUCGCGGGGGGCUCCGGAGCUGGUUGCUGAUGCUGCCGGCGAGGACGGCAGCGAGACCCAAGACCCACUCGAGCAUUCGUUAUUAAAACAUGUCCCUCGGGAUGCUGGUGUUGCUUUGAGUGAGAAUUGUUUGGGAGGCCAAUCUGAGCCUGAACUUUUUGCCGGAAAAUAUUUGGUUCCGGUUGAUGGUGGUGCGGUGAAGCCGGCCCCCAAAAGGAAGCAAAUCCUGCGGGCGUUGUUCGGAGCGGGUUUUCUUGACAAUGAUCAGGAGGCUACUGAAACCGAAAGUCAGGUGGUGUUGCCUGUGCAAAGAAAUGCACUAGAGCCUCUGUUGCAUUGCAAUGCGAUGGGAUUACCUGAUGAUAAACUAAGCCACGAAGGUGUAAUCGAACACAGCAAGGUGCAGGUGGAUUGCAAUGGUAUUAGUUCAGUUGACACUCAAGAAAGCACCCCGGCAGAUCAGGAGGUUGGGUACAGUAAAUUUCCAGUUGAUUGUGAUGGCACAAGUUUAGCUGAUAUCGGAAAACACUUCCCAGAAGAUGGCAGUGACCGCAUCAAACUGCCUGCUAAUUUUGAAGGUACAAAUCUAGUUGCCACUGAAAGAAGUUCCCAAGAUGGUAUCGACCACAACAUACUUCCUGUUAGUCAUAACAGUAUCAGUUUAACUGACACUGAAGACAAGUCUCCAGCAGAAGAAACUGGCCGCUGCAAGCCUGCAUUGAAUGAUAAAGAUCCGGAAAAAAGAGUUGCAUCCGAUGGUUUUGUUGCCGUCAAGCGAAAGGACAAGCCAACGGAGGAAUACAAGAUAAACCAAAUUCCUAAGCACCCAAUGGGAAGGGAGAAGGGAAUAUUGCAAGAGAACUGUAGCAUUGUGGAACAGAAGGUUUUAGUCCAAGGGCACACUAGAAGACCCUUGACAGAUAGAACCAAAAUUUCAGAAGUAGCAGCAGCUCCAGCGCCUGAGCUCUGCGGAAAAUGGAAAUGCCCUCGCAAAGGCAAUCCCUAUGUUGGUCCUCCACUGAAGCAGCUUCGGUUGGAACAAUGGGUCCGCCGAGUAAAUUGACACUUCAAUAUUGCUAGCUUGUUGAGAGUAUGCAUCAUCAGGUUGAAGCCCAGAGUUGUUGCUUGGCAGCCAGGACCAUGUAGAAGUGCAUGUCACCCAAUGGAUCCUUUAUACCUGUCGCUACCGCUAUGUUUGUUUUCUUAGCUAUCUUGUGCUACUCCAUCUCGGGUUUUUCUUAGCACAAUGCAUCUUCAGGGGACUGAAUUGAGACAAAGUUUACGACGGGUGUAAAAUUAUGUGAAUGUUUUGAUGCUUUGCGAAUAUUUCAGCUGCUGGGAAACUGCUGCUCCAAGCCUCCAACUCUAAGUAGUUGAUCCAUCAAACAGUCGCGUGUACCGAUGAGUGAAACCGAACGUAGUGACGAUGAUUGGGUCUGUAAAAAGGGUAGUUUAGGCCCUUCAAUUGGCCCCUUAUCCAAAUGUAAGAUUGAUCAGCCCAAAAUUGAACGAGUCGUGUGCUGUGUAUGUUAUCAAUGUUGUAUGCAUAUCGGCUUAAAAGAUUUCUAAACAUUUA